GCCUCCUUGGAGGGUGGGGGAGAGAUGGACCCCAAAGGGAGCCAAGCAGCUUGAGGGGCACCUCGGGAACCCUGGAAGGGACUCUCCCAGGGCGAUGGAGAACCUCACGUUCCUGCCGUACGCCGUGAUGAUGAAUGCCAGCGCCAACUCCUCGGAGGCCGACUGCGGUGAGGAGGAGCACCCUUACAAGUGCAAGUUCAACGAGGACUUCAAGUACAUCCUCCUGCCCGUCUCCUACAGCAUCGUCUUCGUGGUGGGCCUCACCCUCAACCUACUUGCCCUCUACGUCUUCCUCUUCCGCAUCAAGACCUGGAACGCCUCCACCACCUACAUGUUCAACCUGGCCGUGUCCGACUUGCUUUACGUCAUCUCCUUGCCCUUGCUGGUCUACUACUACGCCAUGGAGGACAACUGGCCCUUCAGCGUGGGCUUAUGCAAGAUUACCCGCUUCCUUUUCUACACCAACCUGUACUGCAGCAUCCUCUUCCUCCUCUGCAUCAGCGCCCACCGUUUCAUGGGCGUCUGCCUCCCUCUCCGGUCCCUGGAAUGGGGCCAGGUACGCUACGCCCGUUGGGUCUCCGCUGCCGUGUGGUUGGUGGUGAUCUCCUGCCAGUCGCCGGUCCUCUUCUUCGUCACCACCAGCCAGAGGUGCAACAGCAUCACCUGCCACGACACGUCCGCCAAGGAGCUCUUUGACCAGUUCCUCAUCUACAGUUCAGUGAUGCUGGUCCUCCUCUUCUGCAUCCCUUUCCUUCUCCUCAUCGUCUGCUACUGCAUGAUGGCCCGCAAGCUUCUCCAGCCCACGCGAGGAAUCUCCCGCAUGUCCAGCUCCAAGAAGAAGUCCGUGAAGAUGAUCCUCAUCGUCAUGUUGGUCUUUAUCAUCUGCUUCCUACCUUUCCACAUCACCCGGACUCUCUAUUACUCCUUCCGCAGCUGGGACCUCAGCUGUCCCACGCUGGACGCCAUCAACCUGGCUUACAAACUCUGCCGCCCUCUGGCCAGUACCAACAGCUGCCUGGACCCCAUCCUGUACUUUUUGGCGGGGCAAAAGUUUGUCAAAUUUGCUUGUCCCCAAACCGCAGCGAAAAAUGGCACCCAGUCGGGGACGACCAGCGUUCCCCAUUGCAACUUCCGGGGACGAGAUCAACUAGCCAUGAAAACCAAAACCACGGUAUCGUAGCCAAGUCUCGUUUCGAACGUUGCCUGCCACCGGGAAAGCCUUCUUCUGAAAUUCUGCAAAGGCGUUUUCCACCAGAGUUGGUUUCGUUUAGUUUAUUGUCAUUUGCACACACCGUACGAUGAAAUUAAACACCAUCUUCGGUGUAGUACGCGGUAGAAGGCAAUAGAGUUACU
This is a messenger RNA of Pseudonaja textilis, 1353 nucleotides long. NCBI's taxonomy places the organism in Eukaryota, Metazoa, Chordata, Lepidosauria, Squamata, Elapidae. The record is from RefSeq and is a predicted model, not a curated record.